Thecamonas trahens ATCC 50062 is the source of this 753-nucleotide messenger RNA. RefSeq lists its product as uncharacterized. The transcript has a single exon. NCBI's taxonomy places the organism in Eukaryota, Apusomonadida, Apusomonadidae. Bases 1 to 753 code for a protein of 250 amino acids. The record is from RefSeq and is a predicted model, not a curated record.
AUGGAGUGCUGUACGCCAAGAGUGCUGGGAACUAUCGGGGCGGUUCUGGCGCUGCUGCUUGCGUACAGGGUGACGCUCUCGCGGACGGGCCUGGUCUCGUCGCUGCUGCAGGAUACGGCGCUGGGGGUGGUGAGCCGAGUCUGCUCGCACGCUACGCAAACCGAGGUCACCAUCGAUGACAUCUACAUCCAUCCCACAGUGGGAGCCGCUGGACUACGUGGUGUAACAGUUGGCGUACCGGAGGGCUUUACAAAACAUCCGGCAUCCAUGGGCAACGUCUCCAUCGUCUUUGAGCCGGCCACCCUCGUCACCGGCUCGGUCAUCCGUGUCCUCUCAGUUGUGGUCGAUGCGCCGCAGAUUGUGUUUGAGAUGAACAAGCGAGGGAACUCGGUCCGAGCUGUGUAUGAUGCCAUUCUGCAGUAUUCGGCUGAUCGCAUGCGCCCGUUCAUGGUCAUCGAGGAGCUUGUCAUCCGCCGCGGCCUUGUCACGCUCGUCGCAUCUCCCGACAUACUCGAGCUGGAUCCGUCACUCCCGCGCGACGUUCGCCUUCCCCGCAUCCACCUCUCUGACAUUGGGGUGCCGUCGGGUCUGUCGUUCUCGGGCAUAUUUAAGCACGUAGCCGAUCCGCUCAUCAUCAACAUCCUCGCCACCGCCGAGGGCCUCAUCGACCGCCAUCGCGCCACUGCCGGCGCGCGCGCCGACUCGCCGCCGCCGUUCCCUCCGCCAGGCGCCAUAAAUGCAACUGUUGCCUGA